UUAAUAGGAUGAGGGAUCCGAAUCGCACUUAAAGCUCAAUAAAAAUAUGUUUCGCCGUGAUUCAGACUCAUGGCUCUGGUCAAUCUUGUAAUUUGAAGCUCCUCUCUCUGUUCCUUCCUUGUCCUUAGCGUUACGAACCCAAAAAGCUUCCAAUAAUGCGAUUCCGCAGUGUUCCUUGGAGUAAUCCAUGAUGAUUCAAAAAGUCUUUCGAAGAAGCUUCUAAUCAAACUAUUAUUCUACAUCAGGAUCUAGUCUCGGCGUUUCGCACAAGAAAUGAGUAGAAUCUGCUGACUUCACAAUACUCGUUGCUUUCAGAACAUCCGGAUACCACCGAGUCUGUUGAAUUAAAAUUUUCUAAUUAGCGGGUCGGACAAUUUUCUUACGACAUCGCAAUGAGGUUCGGCUUUUAGGAGGAUUUUCUCGCAUCUGAACAAUUAAUCUGCUGGGAAAAUGUUCAAGUCAUGGAGCAAGAAGAACAAGAUCAAAGCUGUAUUCAGGUUGCAGUUUCAGGCAACUCAGGUGCCGAAGAUGAAGAAGUCGGCGCUGAUGAUAUCUUUGGUGCCAGAUGAUGUCGGGAAGCCGACGGUGAAACUAGAGAAAACUGCGGUUCAGGAAGGAACCUGUGUGUGGGAGAACCCGAUUUUCGAAUCAGUUAAACUUGUUAGGGAUUCAAAAUCAGGGAAAUUACAUGAGAAAAUUUACCAUUUCGUUGUUUCAACUGGAUCUUCAAAAUCUGGCUAUCUUGGCGAAGCUUCAGUCGAUUUUGCAGAUUUUAUAGCAGAAACCGAACCACUGACUGUUUCUCUCCCCUUGAAGUUUGCUAAUUCAGGUGCAAUUUUACAUGUGACUAUUCAGAAUAUAGAAGGAAAUAACGAACAAAGAAACGUGGAAGAUGGAGCUCUGGAGCUUUACAAUGAUGGAAGCUUGAAUCAUCAACUCAGCUUUUGCAGUACAGAUGACAAUUCUUAUAAUGUUGAACUGAUUGUUUUACAGGGUGGUCACUUGGCGAAGACCAGAUCUGGUUAUACUGAAGAAAAUGCUAAUCCUGAGCUAGCUUCAUCGUUCAGACUGAAUAACGGAACUGUUCAGGCCAGUGCUAAAGAAACCCAUAUGCGCAGGAGGUCAAACACUGAGUGGUCAUUGGGUUCAACAUCAGAUGGAAGUUUAGGUGACUGGACAAACAGCCUUGAAGAUAAUCUUCCAAAAGAUAGAUUACGAGAUCAUUCAGAUAAUGCCUCUGAAAAGCUCAAAAGUGAAAUUGCUUCUCUUAAGAGGCAGGUAGAAGUAUCAGAACUUGAGUUAGAAUCACUCCGAAGGCAGGUGGCAAAAGAAAGCAGUAGAGGACAGAAUAUGUCGGCACAAAUAAUCAGCCUCAGACAGGAAAGAGAUGUGUUGAAAACUAAAUGUGAACAGCUUGAGUCCGAGCAAAACUCCAAUGUUGAGACCAAAACGACAAAAACCUUACAGUCUGAUGUCACAGAUGCUAGGCUUCAGUUAAAAGCAGUAAGGGAAGAGCUUGUUUAUGAAAAGGAGCUAAACACAAAUCUUCAAUUACAGCUGCAGAAGACACAGAACUCAAACUCUGAGCUACUAUUGGCAGUGGAAGACCUGGAAGCAAUGCUGGAACAGAAGAACAAUCAAAUAUCAGAUCUCUCUUCCCAUAGAAAGUCCCAAAAUAUUACCCGUGAGCCUGUUGACACCACAGAAGUAGAUCUUUUGAAACAGAAGAUUGCUGACCUGAAUGGUGAAAUAGACGCCUAUAACAAGCAAAAUGAAGAGCUAAACAAGGAUAUAGCAGAGCUCACAUCGGAAUAUGAGCUUCUAAAGAAGGAAAACCUGGAUAUUUCUUUGAGAUUGAAGCAAGAAGAAGCACAACAAAUUAUGUUACAGGAUGAAAGCUCUACUUCUUUGGCUAUUAUACAACAACUUGAGUCACAAGUAGAAAUAUUAGAAGGACAGAUAAAGCAGCAGGGGGAUGAUAUUUCAGAAUCUUUGGUCUAUAUCAAUGAACUUGAAAGUCAAGUCAAGGAUUUGGAGAAAGAACUGAAAAUGCAGGCUGAGAAAUUUGAAGAUGAUAUGAAUGCUAUGAAAUCUGAAAAAAUUGAGCAGGAGGAACGGGCAAAACAAGCUGAGGAGGCCUUGAAAAAGACAAGACAAAAUAAUGCUAUGGCAUCUGAGCGUUUUCAGGAGGAAUAUAGAAUGCUUUCAGUUGAAAUGUCAUCCAAAGUUGAGGAAAAUGAAAGCAUGACGAAGAGAGCAGUUGCCGAAGCUGAUGAAUUGCGACAGCAGAACAAACUAAUGGAAGAAAUGCUACAGAAGUGCAAUCAGGAGCUCAGGCUUAUCACAGAUCAGAAUGAGUUAAAACAUCAAGAGCUCUUAAACCAAAUAGACUUGAAAGAAAAAUCCAUGGAACAAAUGUCAAAAGAACUAGAAAAUAAGUCUGAACUGCUUGAAGAAGCACAGAAGCAAAGGAAAGAGAAGGAUGAGGCUUUCUUUAUUCAAAUUCAGAUGAUCAGAUCUGAAGUUAAAAAGCUGAUGGCAGAUGAAAAUAAAUUGACCAAGUCAACAGAGCACGGGACUGCAAUAACAAAAGAACAAGAGCAGAAAAAAAUAAAUGAUUUGGAGGAGACCCCGCUUAAUGCCCUACUUUCAGAAUUACAAAUCUUCAAGACGCAACACAACAAAUUAAAACAUAGCAUGCACAGUGAACAAAUAGAGAAAGAGAGCAUGAAGAACAAGAUAUCUCAACUACAAGGAGAGCUGAAGAAGAAGGAAGCGGAACUGAGCAAUAUGGAAAGGAAGAUCAAGAACAACAAAGGACGAGCUCCAGCUCCACAUGUGAAUUUGAGUUCAAGUGUCAGAAAGACAAAUUCAGAAAAACCUAAGGGAACAUAUGCUACAAGCACUCCUAAUGGCAAGUCAGCAGACACUGAAGUUUUUGUGAGCAGAAGUGAAUCAGAAACCUGUUCGGGAAAUGAGGCUAUUGUCUUCCAUGAUAAUCAAAAUGGUGAGUGCAAUUCGAGUGGACUGAUGGCUGAAGUGGCAAUGCUAAAGGACAAGAACAAAAAUAUGGAAAAAGAGCUGAAAGAGAUGGAAGAAAGAUACUCAGAGAUUAGUCUUAAAUUUGCGGAGGUAGAAGGUGAAAGACAACAGCUUGUUAUGGCUGUACGGAAUCUAAAAAAUGGAAAGAACUAAAAUUCUUUCCAAUGUUGUAUCUUAUCCCAAAACAUACAUGGGAUUUGAAACUGAUGGGAGAAGAGAACCAGCGUGGUGGAAGCAAGCUUAACCAGCACUUUGCUCUCUAGUUAAUUUUUAUCCAAGUUGGCUCAUAAAUAUUCAUGUAUCUAUGUUUUCAAAAAGGGAUUGAUAAAAAAGAAUAUGACCGAGUGCACAACGUAUUUUUACACUCAGUUUCAUUUUUUUUUUUUGGAGUCAUUGUACAUUCAAUUUUGUGACGUGUUAUGCGUUAACUAAUAUUUGUCUCAUCUGGCAAGACUUGUUUAGCCAUGCGGUCCAGUACUGGUCAUAGUCCUUUCUAAUGCAAGAUGCCAAGGCACAACAUUGGAGCCUGA
Prosopis cineraria is the source of this 3572-nucleotide messenger RNA. RefSeq lists its product as uncharacterized. The transcript is spliced from 9 exons. The record is from RefSeq and is a predicted model, not a curated record. Lineage: Eukaryota; Viridiplantae; Streptophyta; Magnoliopsida; Fabales; Fabaceae. Bases 451 to 3195 code for a protein of 914 amino acids.